Messenger RNA from Symbiodinium pilosum, 1221 nucleotides. Lineage: Eukaryota; Dinophyceae; Suessiales; Symbiodiniaceae. The record is from the annotation of a GenBank genome assembly.
AUGUCACUGCAGAGAGUGGCGCAAGAGCUGCGCAACCAGUUCGCGGAUGCAGAUGUGAAAAAGAAGGACACCUCUCGCAAGUAUCAUGGAUACGUGGGAGAUCUCCUUGGAGAAAGCGAGGAUGAACCUCCGACGGCCGAGACCUCAUUCAACGCAGAGACGGAGUUGACCCCAGAGGGUUUAGCACUCUGGAGUGAGAAUGAGGAGGAGAUUCAGAAUGCCCUUGCAACUCUGCAGACUACAAGGCGAACCCUUCGAGAAGCUCGAGAGCGACAGAAACAGGUGAAACAGAGCCGUCAGUACUAUCGCUAUGGCUCCAAGAAGGGCGAGAGCUACUCACAGCGAGAGGACAGGAUCACCUGUCUGAAGUGUGGCAAGACAGGCCACAAAGCAGCAGCCUGUCCCAACUCUCCAGCACAGGCUUCGAUGGUGGAGAUGGCCCCGUUUAUCUGCUUCGCUCAAGAGGAGAGCAUGGGAGAAGAGGCUUGGGCGGCUCACCGAGGCCAAGACAGGGUCACCACCAGUGAAGCUGUGGCAACUAGAAAGGCUGUAAUAGACUGUGGAGCGACAAAAUCCAUUGGUUCAGUGCAGGCUCUUGAGAGACUGAUGCAGCUGAGCCAACAUGGAGUGAGUCAGGUGGACACAGCUGAUAGACCAGUAUUUGGUUUCGGAAACAAUUCCGAGGAUCGCUGCAUCUCCACGUUGCAUGUGAAGAUCCGUGCCGCCGAGAAGCCUGGAGUCAUGAAGAUUCACGCCCUCGAUCAAGGGGCUGGGCCAAUACUUCUUUCGGUCUCCACACUCAAAGCACUCGGUGCUAUGAUCGACUUCGCAGAAGGCACCAUGGUACUUCGUCAUGUCAGCAAUCAGCGCCUGUUGUUUCUGGAGGAAUCCCAAACAGGACAUCUCCUCCUGCCCUUGGUGGAUGACCUCCUUGCCGGUGCCAAGGUGCUGUCCAACUUGGGCGAGAACCCAGUCCCAAGCUGGACGAAGGUCGAGCUGCGCCACAGGAUUGCCGAGAAGACGGGAGAGGACAUGGCCCGCAACAUCAAGACCAAGCAGAAGGCCGAGUCUCCAUAUCAGCAGUUGAUCAAGGAGCUGAACCGGGCCUCAAACAAGAAGAAGGCAGAUGUCAUCGAGUUCUGCCAGACCAAGUUGGGCAUGUCAGAGACCCACAACAAGACGAUCCCGCAGCUCCAGAUGGACGCCAUGAAGAAGAUCAUG